Micromonas commoda is the source of this 1683-nucleotide messenger RNA. RefSeq names its product axoneme central apparatus protein-like protein. Gene Ontology annotation, molecular function: microtubule binding. The transcript has 2 exons. Gene Ontology annotation, biological process: cilium movement. NCBI's taxonomy places the organism in Eukaryota, Viridiplantae, Chlorophyta, Mamiellophyceae, Mamiellales, Mamiellaceae. The coding region runs from base 1 to 1683 and encodes 560 amino acids. The record is from RefSeq and is a predicted model, not a curated record. Gene Ontology annotation, cellular component: microtubule cytoskeleton.
AUGCCUCCUCCCGGGAAGCCCCCUCCGGUGACCCCGGUGUACGCUCACGUGCACAACGUCGUUCUGCAGUACGAGCUCGCCCGCAAGGCGUUCGUGAACGGCCUGAACGACCUCCUCGCCGCGGGAGAUCCCGGACAGACCGACGCUCUGCUGCGCGCGGGCGUCGUCAACCUGCUCCACGCGCCCCUCGUGCAAGAUGCCAACUCCGGCGUGCAAGUCGCCGCGCUCGCCGCGAUGCGGACGCUCACGCAGGACACCGAAGCGACGGGCGAGGAGAUCGCGGAGCCCGACGCGUUGAAAAAGAUCGUCGCCUCGCUGACCCAUGGGAAGACCGCGGUGGCGGUCGCCGGUUGCGCCGCGCUUCAGGCGCUCGCGGAGAAACGGCCGGAGUACGCCGCCGCCAUGAUCACCGAAGGCGCGCUCCCGCCGCUGCGCCUGCUCAUGGCGUCGUUCGACCCGGACGCCAAGGAAGCCGCCGCGCGAUGUCUCACCGCGGUGGCCCAGGCUGGCGAGCCCCACGCCAGAUCCGCGCUCGACGACGGCGACGGCGAUGUGCUCGAGCUCGUCACCGCCGCCUCCGCCGACCCCGACGCGUCCUUCUCCCUGCGCCUGGCGUGCGCGCGGUUCUUCGACGCGUGCUGCGACCACGGCGCGUCCAUGGCGCGCCGCGUCGUGCUCUCGAGCGACGCCGCAGCGUGCGCUGCGAGGCUGGCGAGAGACGCGUCCAUGCCGGGGAAUCCGAAGAGCGCGAGAGCCGCGCGGGCGGUGGCGUUCGCGUCGCUGACGCGCAUGGCGCAGAACGGCGAGGACAUGGCCGCGAUGGUCGCGGAGACGGGCGCGGUGAUGGACGCCGUGGCUGCGGUGACGGACGAGAGCGACGCGUCCGCGCGGGAAUGCGCCGCCGCGAUGCUCCGAGAGAUCGCGUGCAAGACGGCGGAUCUCGCGGAGAAGGUCGCCGCCGACGGGGGGAUCGCGGGCUUGGUGCAGUGCCUGGCGUACGACCGCGGGGAUAAGCGGAGCAUGUUCGCGGCGCAGACGCUGGGGUACGUCGCGGAUUUCAAGCCGUCGCUGGCGAUGGCCGUCGUGGGCGUCGAUCGGGGUCGGUGCCUCGUCGAGGCGCUGGAUCACGCGCCCGACGCGGAUUCGGCGACGGCGGCGGCGUGGGCGAUCGGGUGCGUCGCGAGGCACGGGAGGGAAGGGGCGGCACAGCUGGCGAAGGCCGGGGCGCUGAAGAGCCUGACGGACGCGUACGCGGCGGCGAUGCACGCGGGAGGCGGGGGCGGGGCGAUGAACGAGGCGCUCGCGGAUCGGUGCAAGGCGAGCGUCAAGUCGGUUAUUAAAAACAGCGGCGCGCUCGGGCUCCUGGAAGGUAUGGUCAACGAACGGACGCCGCCGGGGAUCCUGCGUCACGUCCUCGCGGAGUUCGCCGCGAAGCUGAUGGACGACGUCAAGGCGAAGAGGAGUUUCGUCACGAGCGGGGCGCUCAUGCGGCUGCAGGCGGUCAUCAAAAAGCACGACUCGGCGGUGGCGGAGGCGGCGGCGGCGUUGGAGGCGUGUAAGCUCAGCGGCGAGGAGCCGCCGCCGCCGACGGAGCCGCUGCUGGACGAGCGGGCCGUCCGCGACGCGAAGCGGAUCAACGGCGUGUUCCCGGCGGACGUCGUGAGCUACUACCUCUACUGCUGA